Molecule: messenger RNA, 1141 nt
Organism: Jaculus jaculus (lesser Egyptian jerboa)
Lineage: Eukaryota; Metazoa; Chordata; Mammalia; Rodentia; Dipodidae
Gene: Rbks
Product: ribokinase
Exons: 8
Coding region: 37-972 (311 amino acids)
Biological process (GO): D-ribose metabolic process
Molecular function (GO): ribokinase activity
Source: RefSeq, a predicted model, not a curated record
GAGGGCAGAGGGCAGUGCGAGGACCGCGGCUGGGCCAUGGCGGCGUCUGGGGAGCCCGGGCGGCCCGAGGAGGACGAGGCGGCGCUGGUGGUGGUGGUGGGCUCCUGCAUGACCGACCUGGUCAGCCUCACUUCUCGUUUGCCAAAAACUGGAGAAACCAUCCAUGGACAUAAGUUUUUUAUUGGCUUUGGAGGGAAAGGUGCCAACCAGUGUGUGCAAGCUGCUAGGCUUGGAGCAAAGACAUCCAUAGUGUGCAAGGUUGGCAAAGACUCUUUUGGCAAUGAUUAUAUAGAAAACUUCAGACAGAAUGGUAUUUCUACAGAAUUUACAUAUCAGACCGAAGAAGCUGCUACAGGAGCUGCUUCUAUAAUUGUCAAUAAUGAAGGCCAAAACAUCAUCGUCAUAGUGGCUGGAGCAAAUUUGCUUUUGAAUUCUGAAGACCUAAAGAAGGCAGCCAAUGUCAUUAGCAGAGCCAGAGUAAUGAUCUGCCAACUAGAAAUAAGUCCAGCAACUUCUUUGGAAGCACUGAUAAUGGCCCGCAGAAGUGGAGUGAAAACCUUGUUCAACCCAGCUCCUGCCAUGGCUGACCUGGACCCCAAGUUCUACAGCCUCUCAAGUGUGUUCUGCUGCAAUGAGAGUGAGGCUGAGAUUUUAACUGACCUCGUGGUGGGUAGCCCAGAGGAGGCUGGGAAGGCUGCGUUGGUGCUUCUAGAGCGGGGCUGCCAGGUUGUGGUCAUCACCUUGGGAGCUGCAGGUUGUGUGACUCUGUCACAGAUGGAACCUGUCCCAAAGCACAUUCCAACGGAAGCAGUUAAGGCUGUGGACACCACGUUUUUAGAGGCUGCUGACGGUAAUCUUGCUGCUUAUAUACACAUGCGCUUAUAUCCAAUCCUUGGCACCCAACAUCCUGGACAAAACAAAAACAAAAACAGGAUUCUGGGGGAUAUUCUGGAAGUGUGCCAGAAUUGGUGAAUGAUUGAAAGCGUCCUCCUGUCGCUGUGUGCUGUGUAGUGAUGGCCUUCAGCACCCUCUUCCUGCAGCAUCUUGGAAAAAGUGACACCUAAAUUUCCAUCAGAUUUCACUAUAAACAAGGACUUGCCCACAGAAAUAGUGGGAAGAACGGUUAACCUGUAGCUCUGCA